Messenger RNA from Adineta steineri, 468 nucleotides. The record is from the annotation of a GenBank genome assembly. Lineage: Eukaryota; Metazoa; Rotifera; Eurotatoria; Adinetida; Adinetidae.
AUGCCUGUCCUUGAAGUCGAUGGCGUCAAAUUACCUCAAUCAAUGUCGAUUGCUCGUUUUCUUGCCAAACAAUUUAAUCUCGCGGGCAAAGACAAUCUUGAACAGGCCAAAGUCGAUACUGUCGUUGAUACAAUGAUUGAUGCGAUGGAUAAAUUGGGACCGAUUCGUAGACAAGCUGAUGAAGCAAAGAAACAAGCAGAUAUGCAACAGUUUCUUGCCGAUGUAUUACCAAAACAUCUGCAAAACCUUGAAAUUCUCGCGAACACAUACAGCAACGAUGGUCCAUUCUUUGUUGGAAAUGACUUGACGUGGUGCGAUCUAUUUGUCUAUGAUAUGCUCGAAACUAUUCUUCAGAUCGACGACAGUGUUCUUAGUCAAUAUUCCUGGUUACAACGCAAUCGUCAAGAGGUCGAGAAACAACCGAACAUUGCCGCCUAUCUUCAGAAUCGAUUGAAGACACCAUUUUAA